Eruca vesicaria subsp. sativa (arugula) is the source of this 3411-nucleotide messenger RNA. The record is from the annotation of a GenBank genome assembly. Lineage: Eukaryota; Viridiplantae; Streptophyta; Magnoliopsida; Brassicales; Brassicaceae.
CCGCUUCCGACAAUCUAUCUAGGUACCAGCUUCGCUGCUUACUGCCGCAAUUGGAUGCUGGAACCGGAGUUUGAGCCGGAGUCUUGAGUUUAUCAGGUGAUACGGCUCUAUCGUCUUUUGAAAUCUCCCGAGCUCGAACUCGAGAAAUAUUCUUCUUUGAUUCCUAGGGUUUGUUAGAAUAGUCGAAUCUAGGGUUAGGGUUUUAGGGUUUGUUAGAUUUAGAUUCCGCGAGAUGAAAGGAAGGUCACAUCACGAGGAUUGGGUCGAUGGAUCUUGGACUGUUGAUUGCGUUUGCGGUGUGAAUUUCGAUGACGGAGAAGAGAUGGUCAACUGUGAUGAUUGUGGGGUUUGGGUUCAUACUCGCUGCUCUCGUUACGUUAAAGGAGAGGAGCUUUUCACUUGCGACAAGUGUAAGAGAAAGAACAAGAACGUUGAUGAUGAUGAUAUCGAAGAGACCGAGGUUGCUCAGUUGUUGGUUGAGCUUCCCACCAAGACCUUGAGAAUGGAGAGCUCGUGUACUCGGAAUGUGCCUGUUAAGCCUCCUUUUAGGUUAUGGACUGAGAUCCCGACGGAAGAGAAGGUUCAUGUGCAAGGAAUCCCGGGCGGUGAUCCGGCCCUCUUUGGAGGGUUGUCGUCUGUUUUCUCCCGUGAGCUGUGGAAGUGUACUGGUUAUGUGCCCAAGAAGUUUAACUUCAAGUAUAGAGAGUUUCCAUGCUGGGAUGAGGAUGAGGUUAAGAAUGGGUAUCAGGAAGAAAACGGCGCUGGAGUUUUGUUUUCUAUGUCGAAGGAGAGUUUGAUUGCUGCUCCUGCUAGUGCUUUGGUUGCAAUGAGGAGUCUAACCAAUGGUUGUGCUAAAGACAUGGACUCUGUGGAAGCUGAGAUGAAACAUUCUCAGAGUGCCCUGGAGAAGGAUAAGAGUUUACUUCGUCCCUUGAUAACGAGUAAGCGAAGAAAAGAACUGUUUGGGGCUUCAAAAGAGCGGAUUAAGAAGAAGGUCGAGGUUGCUGACAAAGAGAACGGUUUUGUCGGUAAAACAGAAUCUUGUAAAGACACCGAACCAGAAGGUUUUUCUAGAGACCGUGGGAUCACAAAGAUUGAGAAGUCAAAGAAAGCUUCUUUUGAAGAAUCUAUUGAUGGUGGCAUUGGCGAUGGUGAAUCUGGUAAUACAGAAAUUGGUGUUGAAUGCUCCAAAGAACAGAAUCUUUCUGACGUUCAUGCUAAUGGUGCUGGAAAACAGGAAGAGAAAGCUGGCCAUCAUUUCCGAAUUGUGCUUAAGAGCUCUGCCACUGAAGAUCCUUCUGUCUCGGCAGGAAAAGAUGUUCCACACAAUGAAACUGAUAAGGCAGAGGAGAGACAAGGUACAAUAGCUGAUGCUCCAGGAGAUAAUGCAGAAGCUGAAGAUAAAAGUUGUGUUGAUGCCAGCGGGAGAAUCGGUUCCAGGAAGAACAAAUUCCAAAACACAAUUGCGGAGAUUGGUGCUGGUGGAGCUGUAGGGCAGCAGACUCUGGAUUUUAUUGAAUCUAGAGUUUCCGAGUAUAAUAAAAAAAUGACACCGAGCAGUUCACUUCCUCCUGAUGACCAGAAACCGCACCCUGUUGAAAUGAUAUCAGAAAGAACAAGUAGUGGCAGUAAAGACAGAGCUACAGACUUAAAACGAGAAGUGUUGGUUUCGGAAGCAGAAAAAAAUAGUCUGGAAACAAAGCCUGGAUCCGGUGUACUUCAAGAGCCAUCAAAGCCAUGCAGACCUGUUCCGCACACGUUUUCAGUAUAUAGCAGGCCUAAGAUGGUAGUCAGCGUUGGCAAAUCAUCGUCUAGUUCAGCCACGGAAAAGUCACCUAAGCCCUCUACUUCCAGGAACUCUAUACCUCUCUCGAAGCAACAGCCAAGUGAUGGUGAUCAAAAUGCUAAUACUAAUGAUGAGGACUGUGUAUCCAGUGAUGUAAUCCGAGAGAGAGAUGGGGAUGAUGAACCUCCAGAGAAGUCUCUUAAAGAACAUACUAAAUUCUCUAUUACGGCUACGAAAUCGAUGCAGCAGAGCCGUGUUUCUCAUUCUUCAGUUUCCAAGACAAGAGACUUUUCCUCUUCUUUAAAGGCAUCUUCAGCAUCUCGGCUUAAUGGUGGUUCUUCUGAUGUGUCUGGUAAACAUUCGCUUUCAGGGACCUUCCAGAAAAAUGACCCAAUGCAAUCUAUAACAUCCCUUACCCCAAAUAUAAGCGAUGAAGAGCUUGCCCUAAGACUGCACCAUCAACUCAACAGUUCUCCACGAGUUCCCCGUGUCCCACGCAUGAGACAGCCUGGUAGCUUGCCCCUGUCUCCAACCGCUACUAGUUUUAAGCGCACUUGUAGUUCCGGCAUCAAGGAUCACACAACGUUUUCCAGAAGGAAAAACAAGGACGCAUCCAAAGAAGGUUUACGCAAAUUUCGUGACGAUGAUAGAUGUAGUACGAGGAGUACCAAAUCGCGUCGCCCUCCUGAUUGGAGAACACAUCAAGACAGUGGAAGCAGAGGAGACGAAGAAAGUGAACACCGUAAAACAUCUUACUCUUCUCGGAGGGUACUUCUCCAGCCAAACUCGACUACAAGCACAAGCAGCGGAGCGUCUUCAUCCAAUGAGCAUAAUGAGCCUUCUCCACACAGCUCCCCAAGGAAUAAUGGUACUCCAGUUCAUCAAACUUUGCCAGGUUUGAUCAAUAACAUCAUGAGCAAAGGCAAGAGGAUGACAUAUGAAGAGCUCUGUAACGCAGUGUUGCCGCACUGGCCUCACUUGAGAAAACACAAUGGAGAACGAUACGCAUAUUCAAGCCAUUCACAGGCUGUUCUUGAUUGCCUAAGGAAUAGGCAUGAAUGGGCUCGUCUUGUUGAUCGUGGCCCCAAAACUAAUUCAGGUAAAAAGAAACGAAAGCUUGAUGCAGCAGAAGACCAGUCAGAUGAGAACGUAAGCAGCAAGGGAGGAAAGAAACAACUGCAUCACUCUCAAGGAGAAGAGUUCCCCAAAGGGAAAAGGAAAGCAAGAAAACGAAGAAGGCUCUCUUUUCAAGGUAAAGGGAUAAAAGUGUCGCAAAAGAAGCGAAAUGAACAAGUGAGUGAAGAAGACGAGGAAGGUACGUCGUCGGAUACAAGUGAAGAGAGUGUAUUCUGCGGAGAAGAAGAAGAGGUCCCAACUGCUAGUGCUAGACAAGACUCUCCUAGUAGCUCCGAGGAAGCUGAAUCCACGUCAUGACUCUUCUCUCUAUGUAAUAUAGCAGUAUAUAUCUAUGCAUUAUGUAGUUUUAUGUAUUUACCAAAACCUUCUAGGGAUUAGAGUUUGUUUGAAAUCUCUCUCAGAAGACAAAAAUAAAUUUACAUUUUGUAGAAAGACGUAUCUGGGAAUGAGAUGGUUAUUUUCUGAGCAGUAUCUAUCUAUAUAUAUAG